UCAAGGUUUGGAUCCCAAAAACCACUGUGAAUUCUUCUUCUUUAUCCAGCUCACAGACGAUAAACAUGACGUCUCGUACUCGGACCGUGAGUUUGAUCUGGAUGAGCUUGCUGACGUGUCCAGCUUUCCGUGGAGUGAGCGUCUGGGCGAUGGUUUUCUGUCCCCUCUGCCCUCAUCCAGUCGCUCUGCAUCGCUGGCCGCUCCACUACAGGCCGAACGCUCGGGCCGAGACACUCCAGCCAGCGUGGACUCCAUCCCUCUGGAGUGGGACCACGAUUACGACCUGAGCCGGGGUCUGGAGAGUGCCAGCAGAGCCUUGUCCUCUGAACCGGGAGAUCAGGUAGAGGAUGGAUACCUGCAGGGCUCAGCGUCCGCCCUUUCAGAUGUAGUGAUUCCAGAGAGUCCUGAGGCAUAUCUAAAACUUACUGAGCAAACUCUGAGGUCCAGCGCUGGUGACGCUGGAUCACUGGAGACUCACAUCAGACAGCUGGAUAAAGUUCUAAACACCAGCUGCUUCCAUCUGCAGCAGACGGAGAACAUCAUACGCAGCCGGACUCCGACCGGCCCUGAGCUGGACGCCACCUACAUGGGUUAUAUGCGUCUUCUUGAAGAAUGUCGUGGCAGUAUAGAUGCAGUAAAGCGAGUGGGAUUUGAGCUGAAAGAAGAGGAAGACAAGAUAAUAGGUUUCGUCAACCCCAACAGCUCAGAGUCCCAAACUUCAGGUGUGAUCGAGCGCUGGGAGCUGCUGCAGGCUCAGGCUCUCAGUAAAGAGAUGCGCAUGAAGCAGAACAUGCAGCAGUGGCAGCAGUUCAACUCUGACCUGAACAGCAUCUGCAGCUGGCUGGACCAGGCAGAAGAAGAGCUGGAGCAGCAGCGGGGACUGGACCUCAGCACGGACAUACAGACCAUCGAGCUACGCAUCAAGAAACUCAAGGAGCUGCAGAAGGCUCUGGAUAAGCGCAAGGCCAUCGUGCUGUCCAUUAACCUCUGCAGUGCCGAGUUUGUGCAGUCGGACAGCGAGGAGGCGCGAGACCUACAGCGACAGCUGAAGGAGAUGAAUAACCGCUGGGAGCAUCUCAGCAGCUCUCUGGACGAGUGGAGGAACGCGCUCCAGCACGCGCUCUUGCAGUGCCAGGACUUCCAUGAGAUGAGUCAUGGUCUGCUUCUGUGGCUGGAGAACAUCGAUCGCAGGAGGAAUGAGAUCGUCCCGAUUGACCACACUCAGGACAGCGAUACCCUACAGGAGCAUCACAAAACGCUUCUGCAAAUCCGCCGGGAGUUGCUGGACACGCAGCUGAAGGUGGCGUCCCUGCAGGACAUGUCCCUUCAGCUGCUGGUCCACUCGGAGGGCAGUGACUGUCUGGAAGCCAAAGAGAAGGUGCAUGUGAUGGGGAACCGUCUGAAGCUGUUGCUGAAGGAGGUGACGAGAGACAUCCGAGAGCUGCAGAAGACCCUGGACAUCAGCAGCAGUCAGCAGGACUUGUCAUCUUGG
Molecule: messenger RNA, 1492 nt
Organism: Sinocyclocheilus grahami
Lineage: Eukaryota; Metazoa; Chordata; Actinopteri; Cypriniformes; Cyprinidae
Product: nesprin-1-like
Exons: 9
Molecular function (GO): protein binding
Source: RefSeq, a predicted model, not a curated record